Messenger RNA from Mus musculus (house mouse), 7180 nucleotides. It is a transcript of the gene Rest, whose product is annotated as RE1-silencing transcription factor. Gene Ontology annotation, cellular component: nucleoplasm; transcription repressor complex; cytosol. The coding region runs from base 484 to 3732 and encodes 1082 amino acids. Gene Ontology annotation, molecular function: transcription cis-regulatory region binding; sequence-specific DNA binding; DNA-binding transcription factor activity. The record is from RefSeq and is a predicted model, not a curated record. The transcript is spliced from 4 exons. NCBI's taxonomy places the organism in Eukaryota, Metazoa, Chordata, Mammalia, Rodentia, Muridae. Gene Ontology annotation, biological process: negative regulation of mesenchymal stem cell differentiation; nervous system process; cellular response to electrical stimulus.
CGGGCUGGGCCGGGGGCUGGUGCGGAGCGGCGUGGGCAUCGGCCCCCAGCGGAGCACGGGGAGGCCCUUCCGCACGGCGCUGAGAUCCGGGGCCACGGAGGCCGGAGCGCCGCUGCUGGUGACCGCGGUCCUGAAACUUCCCCCCUCCGCCCUCCCUCCGCCUCGGGCCCAACGCCCCCGGCCCCGCCGGCGUCCCAGGCUCGCCGCCCCCUCCCCCCCAGUCGUAGCAGGGCCGGAAGGCGGCCGCCCCGCUUGACUCAGCCCGGGGCACGGGCGGCGCCGGCGGCAGGCUGGACAGCGAUUUCUGCGGCCCGCGCUGGCUCUGCGCAGCGGGGGAGCGAAGUUCGCAAACUUCCGGGCCACGGGGGCGGCGGUGGCGGCCCGCGUGGGGCCCCUCGCAGCGACCGGGGGCCGACAGCCUCGGGAGGGCGCCGCGGAGCCCCGGUACAGGCCCGAUCGGACGCGGGUAGCGAGAGUACAGUUAUGGCCACCCAGGUGAUGGGGCAGUCUUCUGGAGGAGGCAGUCUCUUCAACAACAGUGCCAACAUGGGCAUGGCCUUAACCAACGACAUGUACGACCUGCACGAGCUCUCGAAAGCUGAACUGGCAGCCCCUCAGCUCAUCAUGUUAGCCAACGUGGCCCUGACGGGGGAGGCAAGCGGCAGCUGCUGCGAUUACCUGGUCGGUGAAGAGAGGCAGAUGGCCGAAUUGAUGCCCGUGGGAGACAACCACUUCUCAGAAAGUGAAGGAGAAGGCCUGGAAGAGUCGGCUGACCUCAAAGGGCUGGAAAACAUGGAACUGGGAAGUUUGGAGCUAAGUGCUGUAGAACCCCAGCCCGUAUUUGAAGCCUCAGCUGCCCCAGAAAUAUACAGCGCCAAUAAAGAUCCCGCUCCAGAAACACCCGUGGCGGAAGACAAAUGCAGGAGUUCUAAGGCCAAGCCCUUCCGGUGUAAGCCUUGCCAGUACGAAGCCGAAUCUGAAGAGCAGUUUGUGCAUCACAUCCGGAUUCACAGCGCUAAGAAGUUCUUUGUGGAGGAAAGUGCAGAGAAACAGGCCAAAGCCUGGGAGUCGGGGUCGUCUCCGGCCGAAGAGGGCGAGUUCUCCAAAGGCCCCAUCCGCUGUGACCGCUGUGGCUACAAUACCAACCGGUAUGACCACUACAUGGCACACCUGAAGCACCACCUGCGAGCUGGCGAGAACGAGCGCAUCUACAAGUGCAUCAUCUGCACGUACACGACGGUCAGCGAGUACCACUGGAGGAAACACCUGAGAAACCAUUUCCCCAGGAAAGUCUACACCUGCAGCAAGUGCAACUACUUCUCAGACAGAAAAAAUAACUACGUUCAGCACGUGCGAACUCACACAGGAGAACGCCCGUAUAAAUGUGAACUUUGUCCUUACUCAAGCUCUCAGAAGACUCAUCUAACGCGACACAUGCGGACUCAUUCAGGUGAGAAGCCAUUUAAAUGUGAUCAGUGCAAUUAUGUGGCCUCUAAUCAGCAUGAAGUGACCCGACAUGCAAGACAGGUUCACAACGGGCCUAAACCUCUUAAUUGCCCGCACUGUGACUACAAAACAGCAGAUAGAAGCAACUUCAAAAAGCACGUGGAGCUGCAUGUUAACCCACGGCAGUUCAACUGCCCCGUGUGUGACUACGCGGCUUCUAAGAAGUGUAAUCUACAAUACCAUUUCAAAUCUAAGCAUCCCACCUGUCCCAGCAAAACAAUGGAUGUCUCCAAAGUGAAGCUAAAGAAAACCAAAAAGAGAGAGGCUGACCUGCUUAAUAACGCCGUCAGCAACGAGAAGAUGGAGAAUGAGCAAACAAAAACAAAGGGGGAUGUGUCUGGGAAGAAGAACGAGAAACCUGUAAAAGCUGUGGGAAAAGAUGCUUCAAAAGAGAAGAAGCCUGGUAGCAGUGUCUCAGUGGUCCAGGUAACUACCAGGACUCGGAAGUCAGCGGUGGCGGCGGAGACUAAAGCAGCAGAGGUGAAACACACAGACGGACAAACAGGAAACAAUCCAGAAAAGCCCUGUAAAGCCAAGAAAAACAAAAGAAAGAAGGAUGCUGAGGCCCAUCCCUCCGAAGAGCCUGUGAACGAGGGACCAGUGACAAAAAAGAAAAAGAAGUCUGAGUGCAAAUCAAAAAUCGGUACCAACGUGCCAAAGGGCGGCGGCCGAGCGGAGGAGAGGCCGGGGGUCAAGAAGCAAAGCGCUUCCCUUAAGAAAGGCACAAAGAAGACGCCGCCCAAGACAAAGACAAGUAAAAAAGGUGGCAAACUUGCUCCAAAGGGGAUGGGGCAGACAGAACCUUCUUCUGGGGCAUUGGCUCAAGUGGGGGUGUCUCCAGACCCUGCCCUCAUUCAGGCAGAGGUCACCGGGUCAGGAUCUUCUCAGACAGAGCUUCCUUCACCCAUGGAUAUUGCUAAGUCAGAGCCCGCCCAGAUGGAGGUUUCCCUAACAGGGCCACCUCCGGUGGAGCCUGCUCAAAUGGAGCCAUCGCCUGCGAAACCUCCCCAGGUAGAAGCACCCACUUACCCCCAGCCUCCCCAAAGGGGGCCUGCCCCUCCCACGGGGCCUGCCCCUCCCACGGGGCCUGCCCCUCCCACGGAGCCUGCCCCUCCCACGGGGCUUGCCGAGAUGGAACCUUCUCCCACGGAGCCUUCCCAGAAGGAACCACCUCCCAGUAUGGAGCCUCCCUGCCCCGAGGAGCUGCCUCAGGCCGAGCCACCUCCUAUGGAGGAUUGUCAGAAGGAGCUGCCUUCUCCCGUGGAGCCCGCUCAGAUUGAGGUUGCUCAGACGGCCCCUACGCAGGUUCAGGAGGAGCCCCCUCCUGUCUCGGAGCCACCUCGGGUGAAGCCAACCAAAAGAUCAUCUCUCCGGAAAGACAGAGCAGAGAAGGAGCUGAGCCUGCUGAGUGAGAUGGCGCGGCAGGAGCAGGUCCUCAUGGGGGUUGGCUUGGUGCCUGUUAGAGACAGCAAGCUUCUGAAGGGAAACAAGAGCGCCCAGGACCCCCCAGCCCCACCGUCACCAUCGCCAAAGGGAAACUCGAGGGAAGAGACACCCAAGGACCAAGAAAUGGUCUCUGAUGGGGAAGGAACUAUAGUAUUCCCUCUCAAGAAAGGAGGACCAGAGGAAGCUGGAGAGAGUCCAGCUGAGUUGGCUGCUCUCAAGGAGUCUGCCCGUGUUUCAUCCUCUGAACAAAACUCAGCCAUGCCAGAGGGUGGAGCAUCACACAGCAAGUGUCAGACUGGCUCCUCUGGGCUUUGUGACGUGGACACUGAGCAGAAGACAGAUACUGUCCCCAUGAAAGACUCCGCAGCAGAGCCAGUGUCCCCUCCUACCCCAACAGUGGACCGUGACGCAGGGUCACCAGCUGUAGUGGCCUCCCCUCCUAUCACGUUGGCUGAAAACGAGUCUCAGGAAAUUGAUGAAGAUGAAGGCAUCCAUAGCCAUGAUGGAAGUGACCUGAGUGACAACAUGUCUGAGGGGAGUGACGACUCAGGACUGCACGGGGCUCGGCCGACACCACCAGAAGCUACGUCAAAAAAUGGGAAGGCAGGGUUGGCUGGUAAAGUGACUGAGGGAGAGUUUGUGUGUAUUUUCUGUGAUCGUUCUUUUAGAAAGGAAAAAGAUUAUAGCAAACACCUCAAUCGCCACUUGGUGAAUGUGUACUUCCUAGAAGAAGCAGCUGAGGAGCAGGAGGAGCAGGAGGAGCGGGAGGAGCAGGAGUAGCUGAGCCUCGGCAGAAGCACCGUGCAGACUUUGUGAGCAUGCAAUUUUAAUUUGUAGACAAACGCAAGCUUGCUUUAAUUAGUCUCCAAGGCUGAGUUUUCAGUAACAUUCUUUUUCUUAGGACUGUACAUCUAUUUAGUGUUUGUUGCAUAAAUCUUAGCAAAUCCUCGGGAGUUAAUGUAAGAGGACAGAUAUGUAACUAGCUCGUGCAGGCAGGUGCAAGGAGAAGGGUAAGAUGGUGGAACACACCACUUGCCUUGUCUGCCUACAACCUGUUGGGUUUUCUUUUCACGGUAGUUCCUAAUUUUUAGUUACUUGUUUAGAUCGAUAAAAAUUGGCUUAGUAAAUUACUUGAAGAAUUUGCCUGCUUUAUAUAAAUUAAGUUAGCACUUUACAGUUUCUUUAGAGAUGAAAAAAAAGAGAUUUUAAUUGGAGAGAAAUUCUCAACAUUGGACAUUGUAUCUGUCCAGGUAAUUGCUUCCUAACUUGCUAUCAAUAUUUUGUGUUUAUAUGUUAAUCGUUAUAAAAAGUGAUUUUUGUUUUUUGGGUAUUUUUUAUUUUGGUGCUUUUCUGGCUUAAGAUGUUGCACAUGGUUCUUGUUUUUGUUUCUUUAACCUAUGCAGUUAAUCUCCCUUCCCCUGAAACAGCGUUGUGUUAAAUAGUAACACUAUACAGAUAUAUGCAUGGUUUUUUUUUUUGUUUGUUUGUUUGUUUGUUUUUCCUUUUUGGAGGGAUGCUUUUAGGCUUGUUUGCAAAGGGCCAUUUUCCUUUUCUUUGCUGCAGUUGUCUUUUUUGCAGAACAAUAGUGUGUGAAAGUUUAUAAGCAAUGGAACAUGCAGGUUCAAUCCAUUGUUUUGGGUUUUGUUUUGUUUUAUUUUUUUAUUUUAAAUUUCACCACUUAUCUAUGCCAGAAUUAGUUUCAUAUAAGUUAUUUUGAAUGGUGAGGAUAUGUGUAAUUCCACAGCUUUCCAGUCUGAUUUUUUUUUUUCCCCCCAGUAAGUCACUAGAUGCAUAUUGAACAAAUAUUUGUCUCAAAAAUCAGCCACCAGUGUUCUUUUGCUGUUUCUAGCUCAUUACAGAGCGAUCAUCCUUUGAGGAGUUGUCUUCAGGAGAUGGUUGAUGGUUACUCCACUGAGUAGAGACCUCCAAGUGGUAUUGGAAGCAGCAAACCUGGAGUGAGACAUAAUUAUCCUUCAGACUGGAGACUGUCAGUUGUGAGAAAGCCACUGUGGUCACAUGGCUAGGCUAGUUGAAAGUGCCGAGUUCCAGCAGGCGGCUGCUGCUGUUUCCAGUGAGUACUGAAAAGGCUGAUGUUAGAACUGAGUAUAGUCCGGAGUUUAAGCAUCAUAUUUUCUCAGGGAUCUCCACAAACUAGCGGGUGUCCUCGCUGUCCCUGUGAGACAGCCUCUGUACAGGAGAGGCCUUAAGUGAAUUGUCACUGUCCUGGAGGUCCUCUGGAGACACUGAGAAGCUGCAUGUAUGUACUCCAGAGCCUGGUUUCUGUGCUCUCCAGAACAUGAAAGCGCCCAGCAUGGACGUUGCUUACUGGGAGUAGUAAAUUAAGUAUGAGCCCAGUAGGGAGUUGUGACGUUUUGAUGGAAUAACCUCGUGUAUUUCAUUUAUUUUCCUGGCGAUCUCUGAGCAGGCUUCAGAUUUUGACAGUUAUGAAAGAUCCAAGCAUUAAUGUGUGGGUGAAAAGCUUGGUGAAAUUCUGAGUGAAGUCUUAGUUAAAGUUGGUUGAACUUGGAAUUGACUGGGAGGCCAAAGAUUUAAAAAGCAGAUUUUCUCAAGACACAGUUGUGUGAUAAUGGUGUGUGCUUCGUGUGUGUGCGUGAGACUUUGUAAAUGUUGAAUUCUAGGCUCCGACAAUCAUUGUAGUGCAGAUCAGACUGCAGAAUAUUUAUGUUUUAAAUUUAAAUUAUAAAGCUAGUUAAGUCUUCUAACAACUAGUUUUAAUGUUCAUGAGCAAAUUUUGCCUACAUUACCUUUUCAAGAUGUUGAAAAAGAUGCUUCCGCAAGCCCAGGUUGGAAGCUGGGAGGUGGGUGGUUCUAGGAGAGAUCUUUGUGGAUUCAUUCUUACUCAAUGCCUUCUGGGAUUGAGUAAGUUUUAAUCUAUUCUGUAAGAUUAAAAGGAAAAAAACAAAAACACAAUGGAAAUUAAAACCUCAUUAAAUUAGUCUUUAAAAACAUUGUUACCUGAGAUUGAGUGGGACUUUUGAGGGCUUUGUUCCAGAAAACAAGGACCGGGUCCUCGGGCCUACAUUAGGCCUGACCCCGGAGCCAUGUGUUUGUGCCUAAAAUCAUCUCAGUGGGAAGUAUCUUAGUGACUCUAGAGACUCCCGGGACAGUGGGGGGGUCUUCCAUUUGAAAACUGUGAUACUUGCAUGGGAUUGUUUGAAUCUUGUUUCCUAGUCUCCCUUUCCCCAUCACUACCCUCAUAGUCUGAAGGUAGAUUUUUCUCUUGAUAAAGGAACACAAAAAUGAACAUCUUACUUGUAAAUUGAUAUCUAGUAACUAGUGGUAAACUUGAAAUGGUAGCAUUCUUUACAGCUUAAUCCUAGGUAGCCUUAGAGAAAUGUGUCUUUAUUAUUUCUGAACCUGCAUCCAUCUUGUCUGCCCAAGCUGUCUUAAGUUAUGUUUCCUUUUUUCAGAGCUGCUUUUUAUUUUGGGGCUACUUUUUUUUUUUUUUAAUUGAGGCGUAAAUCAUAAAAGACUACAUUGCUUUGAUGAGAGACUUUUUACACCGUCAGGUUGUCUUUGUCUAGUCUUCCAAGAAGGGUCAUUGUGCUUUUUUAGAUAAAUCCUGACAUGGGCUACUUCAGAUGCAAAGUAAAACCCAAGCUCUCACCUCACGUGUUUCACUCUGAAUGUGGCCAGCGGAAGACACGACUUGCCUGUUAGCACACUGUUACUUGUAAACGGAAAUGCUGAAGACACUCAGCUUUCUUUACAGAAAAUCAAGGUUUCCUGAUGACUGGGCACAUGAGGUGAGCUGACAGUCUUGGUUCAGGGUGAUCGGAUUGUGUAGACUGACAGUCUGUGUACUGCUGGCUAAGUGUGAUAGCAUCUGCAGUUCUCUCCCUCCCGGUAGUUACUGAACUCUUUAAAACUGGUAUUGUGACGUUACAACAAUGUUUUGCGCCAAUUUUAUAAACCUUUACAGUGCAAUAUGUGUUACUUUUCUGAGGCAAACCAAAGGUAUAUUUCUCAAGGUUCUGCUGCCAUCAGCAGCAUUUGAUGGAGGAUUUUUUUUAUACAUUUGUAAUAGGUAGAGAUGAAACAGAUUGCAGUUUGUUUUUUGUUAUUUUUUUUUUUUUAAAUUGUAAACCAUGUACCAGGUUUCUGGUCAAGAUUGUGUAGGAUAAGUUAAACAUAAUUGCAUUCUAUUAACCAAUAUGAGUGUAUUUCUUAUGCAUAUAGUUACAUUGAAAUAAAGUUCUAAAAACUA